GGCGGCGGGAGGGCUGGAUUUGCGUGAGCGGGGCUGGAUCUGCUGUACACAGCCUCAGUGCGGUGACAGAGCUCGCAGAGCGGCUGUGCGGAAGUUCUUUCAUCCGUGCUGCAGGAGGGGUUCGCCUCUCUCUCUGCGAUUAUUCUCGCCACAACUUUACUGGGAUAAAAGAGGGGGAAAAGCGCGACUCCCGCACGAUACCCAGCCCGUUCGGAGUUGGCCGCCUUCUCUACGCGCUCACCUGGUCGCCGGCAACGUGUAGGCUCUCCCAGCACCCCGCGAUGACUAGGCCGAGUCACAGUGAACAUGUCCUCCAGCAGCUCAACAACCAGCGCGAGUGGGGCUUCCUUUGCGACUGCUGCAUCGCCGUGGGUGACAUUUACUUCCGAGCCCACAAGGCCGUGCUGGCGGCCUGCAGUUCCUACUUCCGGAUGAUGUUCAUCAAGGACCAGCAGGUGAUGGCGCGCGUCAACCUGAGCAACAUGCAGAUCAGCGCCGAGUGCUUCGACCUCAUCCUGCAGCUUAUGUACCUGGGUCGCAUCUCCGUGGGCAGCUACGAGUUUGACGAGCUCAAGGCCGCCAUGGUCUACCUGCAGAUGUACUACAUACCUGACUCCUUGGACGACCUCAAAGAUGUCCACAAUUCCAACCUCGUGCCCUCGUCAUCUUCUUCGUCGUCCUCGUCGUCCUCGUCGUCUUCCUCCUCCGCACUGGCUCUAGCCGGGAGGAAGAUGAUGUUCGGCGUGCGCAUGUACGAGCAGCAGCUGCAGCGUCAGGGAGCGGCUGAAGGGCAGCGCUCGCAGACGGCCACGGGUUCCUCUUCUGCCCUUCAGGGCAUCGGAGGCUCUGCUGCCGGCGUAGGCAAGCACGCGGAUGACGUGGGGCUGUCCCUCAGCUUGCCCAUGCUGAUGGACAGCGUGGCAGAGCAGCCCUGUGAUCUGCGCAAGAAGCCAUCGGGCAGGAGCGCCACCAUGAAGGAGCGGCCACGCUUCGGGCGCACGUACACGUGCGACGACUGCGGCUUCGUCUUCAGCUGCGAGAAGCUCCUCAUUGAGCACAUCCUCACCUGCACGAACCGCAAGGCCUUCCUGGCUCCCAAGGCAGUUGCCGGGCCGGACAAUGACUCCAGCAAGGCGGAAAGCUCCGCCUCCGAGGGCUCCGAGGACCACGGAGACGUCUGCAAAGGCGAGGCCGACGGGCUCAACUGCAAGUCUGACAAGGAGGCCUUCAGCAAAGAGACCGUGAUCCGCUCCGUGGGCGCAGGCUCGGACCAUCAAGCCAAGUCGGUGAGAAACAGCAUCAUCAUCAAAGUGGAGCCGGAGGAGAGCUCCGAGCUGGAUGCCAUCCAGGUGGUGCAGGUGGGGGAGAACUGCCGGGAAGGAUGCAGCAUGCUGAGGAGACGGUACAAGGAUCUGGUCAGGGACCAGGGCGCCUUUGACCACGACGAGGACGUCGGCGUCUCCGCUAUGGAAGACUGCAGCGACCCCUUUGAGGGUCACAUGUCCACUAGCGAGGACAAGAGCACGGGCACGCGGGUGCGGCAGAUCAAGGAGGAGAAGGAAGGCCGGGUGUGCCUGCCUUGCGAGCUGUGCGGCGCCCUGCUGACGGAGGACGACCAGUCCGCCCACUACAUCGCCAGUCACAUGGGCCACAUCUGCGCCUGCGGCAAGUGUGGCCAGAUCCUCAUCAAAGGCAGGCAGCUGCAGGAGCACGCCGAGCGCUGCGGGGAGCCCCAGGACGCCGAGACGGACUCGCUGGGGGACGACUCGCUGUCGGAGGAGCGGCAGGUCAUGGAGGAGAGUCUGAUGGAGGCCGACGGGCCUUUCGAGGGCGAGCUGGGAGGCCACUGCCACGACUACGCCGAUGACGGCUGCCUGGCCUUUCGCUGUCCGCACUGCGGCGUGCACCUGGAGGGCGAGCGGCAGGCCGUGGAGCACGUGGCCCAGUGCCCCGAGCAGGAGCUGCUGCGCUCCUCGCUGCUGGAGGAGGGCGAACGGGACCACCGGCGCAAGCACUUCUGCAGCAUCUGUGGCAAGGGCUUCUACCAGCGCUGCCACCUGCGCGAGCACUACACCGUCCACACCAAGGAGAAGCAGUUCUCCUGCCAGACGUGCGGCAAGCAGUUCCUGCGCGAGCGCCAGCUGCGGCUGCACAAUGACAUGCACAAGGGCAUGGCGCGCUACGUGUGCCCCGUGUGCGACCAGGGCACCUUCCUCAAGCACGACCACGUGCGACACAUGAUCUCCCACCUGUCGGCCGGCGAGACCAUCUGCCAGGUGUGCUUCCAGAUCUUCCCAGGCAGCCAGGACCUGGAGCAGCACAUGGAUGUGCACCUGUACAUCUGCGGCGUGUGCGGGGAGAAGUUCCGCCUGCGCAAGGACAUGAGGAGCCACUACAAUUCCAAACACACCAAACGAUUAUAAUGACGGGAGGUGGACGUGCUUUUGUUUUUCUACUAACGCGUGCAGACGCGAUGGCCCUUGUGCUUCUUGGUGUCUGCGUUUGUCUGGUACAGAAGCCAUAAAUGUGAGAACAACAGUAACCACCUCAGCACCAAAAAAUAAUUAAUUAAAGACAAAAAAAAAAAAAAAAAAACUAGCGUCAAACAUAACUUCCAAACCGUAUGAAUAUAAGCUGCAAUAUACAUUUAUGUAACGUUACAUUUUCAAGCAGGGCACCUAAUACAGUAUAUCAGUGUAUAACAAGCAUAUGUAGUAGUAUUGCGUGUACGUUUUUAUUCUCACUCACGUACGUACAUUUCAUUUGGUGCAGGAUGUUGCUGCGAUGUCGCUCGUUUCGGCCUGCGUGCGAUUUGGCUCGUAUCACGACUAUCGGUGUAGAUUUUGGCAGACCUUCCCUGAACGGGCCUCUCCGGAUAUUUAGUGGGCCCUACUUUAUUUAUUUAUUUAUUCUUUUGUUUACGAGAUGCCUACUUUGUUACCCACAUCCAGUAUGGUUUUGUGCUUCGAUCCAUUUUCCUGUUGGCCUCGGAGAUGAAAAGUGGUUUUUGGCUUCUAGUGUUUUCCUGUUCCCAGAAAAGCACAUCAGCGAACCUUUGACAGCCGUCCGAUCCCCUGGGGAAGCUUUCCCGACUCCAGGAUGCGAGUGUGGGGGGGGGGGGGGAGGGAUGACGCAACACUUGGACUGGCACGCCGAACAGGGUUUUACCGCGCUGCGUCACAGCUGGAGUGUUAUAUUUAAGGUCACCUGCCUCUGCCACCCAGGGAACGGUGCUGCCGCAGAAGGCGAAGGUGCGCGUGAAAAGUGCCGCUACGUCGCCUGAUUCAGAACACUAGGAGCCGUGUGUUCGGCGUCGCCUGCGCCGACUCGGUGCACGUGGACGUUCGCGCUCAAGUCCUUGUUUGAUCCAUUUCAUGUUAACAGCUGUAUCUUUGCUAAUGCAACAAUGUUCUUUUGCUCUGCCUGUUAUGUUUACAUUUUUUAAAAAAAAAAAAAAAAUCUUAAUACAUUUUCUUCCUGCCUUUUUUUUUUUUCUUAUUUUAAGAAAUAUUGUUAGCUAUGUGUGAUAUCAAAGUUCUUAGCGAUUCAACCCCUUUUCGCACUCUGUGGCACAUUUGGGUAGGAAAUGGUACCCCGGCUUUUGAAAUCCCUGACGAGCUCACCCUCAAAUUUUCUGGAUAGUUCUGAGAAAGUGGUUUAAGAUUCCGUGCCUCGUAGGAGAUUGUAAAUUGAAUUUUCAAGAUGUACGAGCAGUCUCGGAGGAGCUGGAUUAGUAGAGCAGGUGAAGAUUAUAGAGUUAUACACGUAAAAUUCCCUGCCAAAACGGCUCUGGCCUGCUUCUCCUGGGCAUACGGGGGAAAAAAGUCAGAGAUAUUGUGUCUUUGCACCUUUUUCUGCAAACUUUGUUACAUAUAACUUAUGUAUACAUUUAACAUUUCAAUCGAUGGACCCGAUACGUGGUCGGAUCCAUAUCUGAUUAGUGUAUUGUUGUAACUUGACUUUGUUAUCUUAUAAAUACCAUCGUUUUUUUGGUUUAUUGAUAAUUGAGUUUGGUAAUGAGAAUAUGCAUCUUGCCAUAUUUCACUUUUUUUUUU
Messenger RNA from Scleropages formosus (Asian bonytongue), 4055 nucleotides. It is a transcript of the gene zbtb1, whose product is annotated as zinc finger and BTB domain containing 1. Gene Ontology annotation, molecular function: DNA-binding transcription factor activity, RNA polymerase II-specific; protein binding. Gene Ontology annotation, biological process: regulation of transcription by RNA polymerase II. The coding region runs from base 282 to 2423 and encodes 713 amino acids. The record is from RefSeq and is a predicted model, not a curated record. The transcript is spliced from 2 exons. NCBI's taxonomy places the organism in Eukaryota, Metazoa, Chordata, Actinopteri, Osteoglossiformes, Osteoglossidae. Gene Ontology annotation, cellular component: nucleus.